Naegleria gruberi is the source of this 3595-nucleotide messenger RNA. RefSeq lists its product as uncharacterized. The record is from RefSeq and is a predicted model, not a curated record. Gene Ontology annotation, molecular function: protein binding; mRNA binding; translation initiation factor activity. Lineage: Eukaryota; Heterolobosea; Eutetramitea; Acrasida; Naegleriidae. The coding region runs from base 6 to 3569 and encodes 1187 amino acids. Gene Ontology annotation, cellular component: eukaryotic translation initiation factor 4F complex. The transcript has 2 exons.
AAAAAAUGUCUACUCACAACAACCAAAACAAUUCCAAACCUUCUUCUGGUAAUUCAAAAGGAGGCUAUCAAUCUUCUUCAGCUUCUUCCCAUUCUCAAGGAGCCUCUCAUCAUCAACCAAGAGGUGGUUCUUCGUCUGGUAGAGGAGGCUCAAGAGGUGGUGGCAACAGAGGAGGUUCUUCAAACAACAGAGGUGGUAGAGGCGGUGGUAGAGGAGGAUACCAAGGUUCUUCAAACCAAUCCUACCAAAGUAAUAAUAACACUAAUACAAAUACUACUUAUACACCUCCUGCCAACUACGAACCUCCUGUUGUAGUCCAACAAUCUUAUAAUAAUCCUUCACUCAAUUCUGUCAGAAAUGCUGAUAUUGGUAAUCACAUUCAAAGAACAGCCAGUGCUCCACCAGCUAUUUCUGAACAUACACCUCAACAUAACCACAGCAAAAUACCUGAACACAAGACUUAUGUUAAAAACACUUAUCCACAACAUCAACAACCAAUCUUCUAUCCACAGAUGCAACCAGCUAUGGGAUAUCCAAUCCCACCUGUUGGUUAUCCACCUUAUGGUUAUCCUAGUAGUGAACCAAAGAGUACAACUUCUAGUGAGAUUGUUAAACCAGCAAGAUCGUCAAAGAUUGUAAUUGCUGACCCAAAGAGUGGUAAAGAGGUUAAUAUUCUUGAUGAUAAGUCAUCAAAUGAAACAGCUUCAACUACUGAAGCUACAACAACAUCAACAACAACAACACCAGUAACAAUAUCAACAACUACUGAAACUACUGAAACUGCAACAACAACAGCUACUACUGAACCAAUUGUUGAGGAAGCUCCAAAACAAACUGAGGAAGCUACACCAGUUGAAGAAAAACAAACUGAACUGGAAACACCACAAACACCAAUUAGUGAAUAUACUGAAACUCCAACAACACUUGAAGGUGAAGAAACCUUUGAUAAUUCUAAAUCUUCAGAUAUUGAUGAAGAUAAAGUCAUCAAGGAAGAUCCAAGCGAAAUCGACGGAAUGGAAGAUUCUAGUGAAGAGGAAGAGGAAGAAGGAGAAACCGAACCAAGUAGCAAGGUUUACUCUAGAGAUUAUCUCCUUAAAUUCAGAGAUGUUUGCACUGAAGCUCCAGAAAAGCUUAAAGGUAUGGGUGAAAUUUUCCUUAUUUCAAAGGGCGCUUCAUCAUCAAUGGCUAUGGCUGGUGGAUUCAACAAAGGUGGUCAAGGUAGAGGUGGUGGACGUGGCGGAGGCCAAGGUGGAAGAGGUGGUACCACUCGUGGAGGAGCCAGUUCAAGAGGAGGACGUGGUGGAUUCGAAAAUAAUAGAGGAGGUGCUCGUGGUGGAAAAGGAGCAACAAAUAGAAAGCAAGGUUCUUAUGAAAAGCUUUCAAAGUCUCAAAAUGCCUUGAAAUUGUCAAAGGAUAAGCCUGAGGAUGAAGUCAUUGUUGAUGAAGUUAAAUUUAUUCUUAACAGAUUGACACCUGAAAACUAUGAAAGACUUAAGAUUGAAUUCUUAAAUGCUUGUAUUAAGAAGCCAGGUGAUGAAGCUGUUUUGAAUGGUAUUAUUGAUCAAAUUUUCAUUUUCGCUAUUAACCUUCAAAACUUCUCUGCUCUCUAUGCCAAGUUGUGUGCUGAUUUAAGUAACGAACUUAAGGAAAGAAUUGGAGAAGAAAAUACUAAACAAUUCAAGAGAUUGUUAUUGAACAAAUGUCAAAAAGAAUUCGAAAAUGAAAAGAAGGAAGAACUUGAAAAGGCAGCUCAAGUUGGCUUGAGCCCUGAGGAAGUUGAAGAAAAGGAAUUCUUAUUGAGAAAGAAGAAAGUUGGUAACAUGAUUUUCAUUGGUGAACUUUAUUUGCAAGAUAUGCUUAGUGAAAAGAUUAUGCAUGAAGUUAUCAAGAGAUUGCUCGUUAAUCCAACUCCAUAUCCAUCUUCUGAUGAUAUUGAACUUUUGUGUCGUUUAUUGACUACUAUUGGUAGCAAAUUGGAUCAUGAAAAGUCAAAGAAAUAUGUCAAUUAUUACUUUGGUAAAAUGGAAACCCUUGCUCAAGAUAAGGAUAACCUUGCCUCUCGUCUCAGAUUUAUGCUUAGAGAUGUUAUUGAUAUGAGAAUUAAUAACUGGGUUGCCAGAAUUGAAAAGACAAAGGCUACCAAGACUAGACAAGAAGCCAGAGAUGAUGCUGUUAAGCAACAAAUGGAUCAAAUUAAGAAGAUUGAAAAGCAUCACCACAAUAGAAAGACAACUGUCAAGACUAAGACUGUAUACAAUAAUAAUAAUAAUAAUAAUAAUAAUAAGCAAUCUGGUUUGCAAGCUGAAAGAUACAGAAAGAUGGAUGCUAAGAAGACUUUGGCUCCAGGUGGUGGUAACUUGAUCACAAAGGCUCCAUCUCCAACUCAAAGCAAGAAGGAUUUGAAUUCUUUCUCACUUUUGGAAGAUGAAGAAGAAAAGGAACCAGUCAGUGAAGAAGAAGAAGAAGAAGUUAUUGAAGAAGUUGAAGUUGUUCCAGAAGAAACUGAAGAACAAAUUAAGGAAACAACUGAAAAGACCAAGAGAAUUAUUAAUAACUUCUUUGAAGAAGGAGAGAUUGAAGAUACAAUUGAAACUAUCACCAAAGAAAACUUGUUCAAAUCACACCACUUUGCUAAGACUCUUGCCCUCUGUGCUUGUGAAAAUAGUAGAGAUGCUGAACUCAGCGAUUGUGUCAAGUUGUGCAAGAGAUUGACUCAAGGUGCUGAACCACUUGUUACUGAGACAGUUUUCGUUGAUGGCUUGAUUUCAUACUUGCUUUCAUCUGUCCAAGAAGAAACAUACGUUGAUAUUCCAGAGUUGUUCCCAUAUACUGGUAAACUCUUUGGUAGACUCCUUUUCGAAAAAGUUUUGCCUUUUAACUGUUUGUACGAUAUUUUGGUUACAGUUGUUUUGGAUGAAGAUGCUCCAUUGCAAGAAGAACACGCAUUUGAUAUUCUCAAGAAUGUUUUUGCUUCUGUCAAGUCUGAAUGUGAAUUAAAUGAUGAUUUGAAGAAGAUUCUUGCUAACUAUGAAGAUGAACUUGAAAACCAUCUUGUUUUGAGUGAGGUUGAAGCUGGAAAGCACUUGGUAAAUAGUGUCAUGGAUAUUAUGAACGUAUUGAAGCCAAAUGGUGAUUACUACUCCAAAUUCUGCGAAUUGGUUGAAGAAAACUGUUAUGGAUGUUUUGAACCAUCUGUCUUCUUCAAUAAGAAGAUUAACGAAAAGGAAGAAGUUGAUGAUUACAUUAAUUUAUUGUCUAUCGAACAAAUCAUCUCUGGUAUCCUUAAUUCAUCAUUGCAUGAAGAUCCAGUUCAAAACGUUGAAUCAUUCCAAGCAUUACUGAAGGAUCAAGUCAAGGAAAAGCUCGAAGAUGGAGAUGAAAUUACAAUUUUGGGUAUCAGUCAAUAUGCCUGUUUUAUUCGUAAUAAGUUUGAAAGCAUUAAGCCACUCCUUACACAGUUGGUAGAUAUGGGACUUUUAACACCAAAGCACUAUGAACAAUACAAGUCAGGCGAACUUGCUGAAGAAAUUGAUCAACCAGGGUAUGAUGAAGUCAAAGGAUUUUUGUAAACAUUAAAUUUAAAUAUCUUUAAAAC